Molecule: messenger RNA, 7139 nt
Organism: Acanthopagrus latus (yellowfin seabream)
Lineage: Eukaryota; Metazoa; Chordata; Actinopteri; Spariformes; Sparidae
Product: inactive phospholipase D5-like
Exons: 10
Coding region: 1442-3151 (569 amino acids)
Molecular function (GO): catalytic activity
Source: RefSeq, a predicted model, not a curated record
GUUUCUAAAAAUCUUUACAGAGUGAGCUUGGUACACAGGUAGUUAUGAAAUGGAGACAAACACAGACAGUCAAAAUAAAAAAAAAACACCAGAAGGCUAUCUCGAAGCAAGACUGGAACACUUGCAGGGGCAAUAAGACAGAAGGGAAGGACACACACAGACUAUACAGACAAGGAGAGGGAGGAUAAUAAACACAGGCGGGUGACAAAAUGACGAUGACGCAGGAAGUUAACACUCAAGGAAAGGAGCCGGAUCUGAAACAAGAGGAGAGUUAAUGGAGAAAAAAAAACAAAGACAGAACCUUAAGACAGGAUGAGACAUGACAAUAAGCUUCAAAUGUGCUGGCCGCACUGACAUUUUCACAAAACACGUCAUGUCAUGUUCACAUAACAUGUAUGAUGUGACUUUUACGUCGGGAGGUGGAGAGGAUGGUGGUGCAGUUACACUCUAGAAGGCUUCCAAGCCAGUGACAGCUGUACGAGACUGCGUUUCAACAAUUUUGUCAGUGUGAUAAAACUGGACAUUUCGUAUUAACAGACUUCGGGACAGUUUCCAGUUGUGUAUGUUGGGGCAACAAUGGGUAUGUCAAGCCAAAAUGUGAUGUUUUCCUUACCCUAACCUAGUGAUAAAUACAUGAUUUUUUUUUUUCUCCAGGCAUGUGUAUCAUGCAAGAUGUGAUAUUUUAAGCCAAAAUGUGAUGUUCUCUGAUCCCCGACCAAGGAUUUGUGGUGCGUUAACCCAAACAGAUCAUGAGCAGAUAGCUGUGACAAGAGAAAACUUUUAAAUUGAACAUAAAAGAAACGUACAGUAACAUAAAGUUUGUAUGACGAAACAAAGAUUUGACCCGGUGGUUUUGCAGAAACAUACUUUGCUAAGAUAUAUUCUGGUGAUUGGGUUGUAAUUGUGAGCACUUUCACGACGGGUCAAGAGUGUGAUUUUGCAGAGACGCUGUGAAAGUGAGAACAAAUGGCCGAGCUUAGAGUCACAGGAGGCAAGAAUGAGCCUGAGAAAGAUGGAAUGGAGGGUGGAAGUAUUAGAGAGUCAGCCGAGAACGGCGGAGUGAUCGCCAUCUGACAGAGAGAGAAGGAAGAGAGCGACAGACGGGUACCGCAGGAGAAAAACUGUCUGUAGCGUCAAGGUCUCUGGACUUCACACUCAUUUUCAAAGAUUAAUCUUGUCACACCAUAAAUGCACUGGGUUUCUUCCGCUGCGUGGCCACUCUAGAGGCCCUGUACAUCUUUAAUCCUCACAUUCAGCAGGACAGAUAGUCCAUUAACCUUCCUUUAUUCAGGAUUAUCACAGGACCAAACUGAUGUGGACCAAAGUAUUUAACGGCCCGUUCAAGCUGGAAUCAAACAGUCUUUUGCCUUUUUUGCAGCAGAUGAAACGCAGCUCGCGGACUCUCCCGGACAGCUGCGGCAUUUAGGAGCUGGACAGAGGGAUGGAGUCUCAGCAGAAGUGCAUCGUGAUCUUCGCCUUGGUGUGCUGCUUCGCCGUGCUGGUGGCGCUGAUUUUCUCAGCCGUGGACGUUUGGGGCGAGGACGAAGACGGCAUCACGGAGGACAACUGUAGCAGGAACUGCAGCGUGGUGCUUGUGGAGAACAUCCCGGAGGACAUCUCCUUCCUGGACAACAGCACCUCCCACGUCCCGCUCUCAGAGGGGUUGUUCAACUUACUGGACCAAGCUAAGAGGGCCGUGGAGAUCGUUUCCCCGCUUUGGCUCCUCAACUCCUCCGAUUAUGAAUCGAGCUUCCAGCCCGCCGCCAGACAGGGCCGGGCUCUGCUGUCCAAGCUGCAGGGGCUGAAAGCUCGAAGUGUCAAUCUGAAGAUCUCCAGCGGGAUCAUCGACUCGACUGAGCUCAGCGCGCUCGACAAACACUACGCUGAGGUCCACUAUAUAAACAUGACGGCUCUGACCAAAGGCCACCUCCUCUCCUCCUUCUGGGUGGUCGAUAGGAGACACUUCUACAUCGGCAGCGCCAGCAUGGACUGGAGAUCACUGGCCACAAGGAAGGAGCUGGGUGUGCUGGUGUACAACUGCAGCUGUCUGGCUCUGGACCUCCACAGAGUAUUCAGCCUCUACUGGGGGCUCCAGUAUAAAGACUUCAUCCCCUCCUUCUGGUCCAAGCGCCUCUUUGCCCUCUUCAACAAGGAUUCACCGCUGGACCUCACUAUCAACAGCUCAAAGGCUCAGGCCUACAUCUCUACCUCCCCAGAUGUUUUCAUCCCCAAAGAGCGCAGCAAUGAUCUCGAAGCCAUUUCCAGAGUCAUCCAGGAGGCACGCCACUUCAUAUACAUCUCCAUCAUCGACUACCUGCCCCUCCUGAGCAGGGACGCUCACAGGUACUGGUCUCGUAUCGACGGCCUUAUCCGGGAGGCUCUGAUCCUGAGGAAGGUCCGAGUUCGACUGCUGAUAAGUUGCUGGGAAAAGAGUGAGCCACUUAGUUUCAACUUCCUCUGGUCCCUGAGGAGUCUGUGCAUGGAGCAGGCCAACUGCUCACUGGAAGCUAAGUUCUUCAGCCCCAGAGUGCAGAGGGAUGGCACUCUCCAGGGAAUAAACUACAACCGGUUUAUGGUGACAGACAGCGCCAUCUAUUUAGGUAACCUUGACUGGGUGGGGAAUGAGUUCACCUUUAAUGCAGGAGCCGGCCUGGUGAUCAGUCAGCCAGAGGGCGUCGAGGACAGGAACUCUACGGUGGUGGACCAGCUACGGGCAUCCUUCGAGAGGGACUGGUUUUCACGUUACACCCGCUCUCUGCAGGCCAAUAAGAUCCCUGUCUGCAACAAGCACCAGAACAAAAGGCUGGUGUCAGCGAAAUCUAGCCACAUAGACAAUGGACCGGUGCCCAUCAGAACAGGCCAGCACGAUAACGGACCCGCACCGAUGAGAAACAGUCACAGAGACGAUGGACAGACGCCACUUAAAUCAAGACACCAUGACGACAGACUAACCAAAACAAGUCGCCAUGGCAUGGCCAACGGACUGGUGCCAGUUAUAGACAGUUAUCAGGACAGGGGACGAGUCAAAACGAGUCACCUAGACAACAGACAGGUACAAAUCAAAGACAAUCACCACGACAAUCCCAUGGAUCCACGCAGUCAGUCAGCUGAGAGCAGCGGCAGUCGAGAGAUCUCCAACGGGGCUCUGUGACCACAAAGUGUGAUGGGUUCCUUUUAACUGUUUAAUGUUUGGAGAACUGCUCUCUCAGACUUAACACACUGGGACUUUGUAGCAUUUUAUUAUCAUUGUUUUGAAGAAAACUUGAUGAAGAACCGGUUUGUAGGACUUGAUAAUGUGCAUGGAAGAACUCAGGAAGGAAAGCCAAGGCUCGUCUGCAGCCUGGCACUUUUGAUGGAUUUUUUUUAAAGAAUGAAACCAAAACGUUUUGGUUUAGCAGAAACUCUGAUUAACACACUGUAAUAACUUAUCUUGCUACUUAUUUACUCUUUUUUCUCGCCUCAUGGGGGUCUCUUAAGCAAAGGAAACAGAUGAUCUUGUAUUGAUUGCCUACUUAUUGUCCGUCACCGAAGCAGUUUGAGGCAGUCAUCCCUUUAAACGCGGGAAUCACCCCUGCACGCCUAUGCAGAGAUGGGAGGCGGUGCAGCACAUGUAGCCACACUAGCUACAUCUAGCAGCCUUACAUGUGGAUCCUCUUAACGCCUCUGUACUCAGAUUGGUAGCAGAUAUGUUGGCCUCAUGGAAAUAGUUUUGUGCAUCUCCAGCAAUAUUCUAAGUUACUGUUCAUUCAAAUACUUCAUUAAAACUGCAAACUUACCUUAUCUUCAUCCUACCCGAAAUUGUCGCUUUAAUGAGCUCAAGCCUGUAAUGGCAGUUCAUGACAACGUUUCAUUUUUAAGAGUGAAACCACUGUCUUUUUUUAAGGAGACCUCGGGAUGAAGCAUAACCAAAGGUAAAAUUUUAUAAAAUUAACCUAAGAAACAUAAAGUUUCAACAUAGAGAAAUGUAAAAUGGACACAUAGCCGUGGUUUGUAGAAACUUAUGUGACUAUAUUAACAUGGCAGCCAUUUUCCUCUAAUUUCACGUUCAUGGUGGGAAAAUGUCAUAUUGUUGCAUUCCAGAUUGCAGGUCAUAGAAAUCUGUCAAAUUAUUGUAAUUUCACUGCUUCCUGAUCAAUCAGCGACUAAAAUAACAAUGGACUGUGAAAAAUCCAGAGAGACAACAGGCCAUAUUUCAAGGUUAAACAACAAAUUUGUAAUAGAAAUGACUCCAUAACUCUUUGUAAGUGCUGCCCCACAGUUGAUGAACUGGGGCUCUAAAGGGAUUGAUCAAAUCACGUCCACCAUGUUUUUAUCUCAAUACCACAAGCACUUAUUGGCAUAUGGAGAGCAGGAACACGACGAGUCGUAUAUCUCUCCGCAGCACUGUAGUGUUUAUCAUUUUACUUUAUGGAGGUCAUAAUGGAAUUAGAUGAUGCACGUAUUCUGGUGUUUAUUACAUGACACCAAAUGUAGUACGGCCUGGAAUUUUCUGCUACAGCUUCCGUUAGUUUAAGUCAUAGGCAGGUAUCUUUCCCGGGGAGAACAGAGAUUAUUGAUCUGAAAAGGGGUCCUUAUUGAUAAUCAUUCCAGUUCCCAUCCACAAAUCCUAGGAAGGAAAGGAACCGAAGGGUUAUGUAUGGUGUUCUUCCCACUGCAGUGUUGUGACUUAUUGAACAAAUACUAAAGGAGCAGUUAGAAGAAGGGGCCAGAGGGUCUCUGCUGUCGGCCAAAUCAAUACAAUGAAUUUUUAACAACUUGACAGUCGGCAGUUGCUGCAGUUUAACCUCAAGGACAUGGUGGUCUGUAACGUCACGCCUGUGACUGAAUAUAUAUUACAUUUACCAUGCAGAGGGAGAGCUAAAAAUACAAUCUUGUUAGUACAGAGCAAGUAAUUUACCCUGGAGAGAAAGCUUGUAGCGACUUUAAUUUGCGUUUUGAAUGACUGCAUGUCAGUUUAGGACAUUUACACAGUCUUUGGUGUGAGUCCAACUUUUUGUAACUAUGCUUGUGGGAAUAAUAUGUAGAGAUAUUUUAAACUUCCAAAUCUGUUAAUCAAGGAUAAAGGAAAGCAUGACUAGAGAGAUCCGAAUGGUGAUGCCUAUAUAAAAAGUAUGCAGGGUGGUCGUGGUUUAAUGUGAAACGGCACACAUGUGAUCAGUGUUUUGUGUGCGCAGAAAGUGAAUACUUUAAUUGGAGGCUCAAUGCACAGAAGGUUUGGUUGUUAAUAUAAAUUAUUACAAGCAGGUGUAAUCAUUUACAACCACUGACACUGGUGUAAAAUCAAACUCAGUCAGUCAAAAACAAACCGCUUGACAACUGCAGUCUGGUCAUGAUGGGUGACUUCUGCCAUCUAGAGGAUGUCACGAGAAAGAAACUUUCUUACGUGAAAGAAACUUUGUUCUCACUUCUCAUGAACCUUUAAAAUCAGCCAGUAACAAUUUAUAAUAACCAUUAUUAAUUAAUGAUGAAUUCAUAGUUAAUUAAACUUGUUAAGUCAAUAGUUAUUUCACUGUUGACACACAAUGAAAUGCUUUAUAAACCAUUGAUUACUAUGGAUCUUGAUGAAAAAAAUCAGUCGUAUGUAGGACGUUGUUACCUUUGAGUGAGUACAAUUUAAUGCAGAUUUGAAGAUCCUGAGAGCUUGAAUUAUGAUUAAGUAUGGGCAGUUUAAAAUUUUAAAUGAGACAGGGCUACUGAGUUUGAUAUUGGAUAGGAUGGACUGUUGGGCCUAGGCAGAGGUAUGCACUCUACUGAGCGCCAUUCAAGCUAACCAGGUGCAACUACAUAACAGAAAUGCAUAGUGAAUGGUUUAUACAGCAUUUCACUGUUUGUAAACAGUGAAAUAACUUAACUAAAGUUGAAUUCAUGUUUCAUAAAUGUGUAAUUUAUUAGUAACGGUUAUCAUAAAGUGUUACCAAUCAGCCUCAAUCAAGAACACAUGUUGGCUCAUAACUACUGUUUAAAACAAUCCUAAAAAAUGUUUUUAUUAAAGGCAGCGACAUGGGAAUUUAAGUUGGAACUGGAAUCACGGUGACAACUAUUACUGAUGAUCUGAGGUGAUCAGAAGAUGAUUCAUUCAUUAAAAACAACACAUAUUGUACACAUAGUAUAGUAAAGGAAGCUAUUUUAUAAGGCAUUAAAGUAUGAAAUGAGAAAAAUGUCAUAAUAAUAACAAUUCUAUGUUUGAUUCUAAUAUGCACUAAACCGAAAAACCUACUUUCCUUUGCUGCUUUACGUGUACCCUAAAACUAUUCUCUCUCUUAUAAACUGAGACAUAACUCUAAUAUGACAUUAGCACUUGUAUGAAUGUAAACACAAUCAUCUGUUUCAUGUGUUUCUUCGAUACAGAGUGAAUAGAACCUAAAGAGCAUUUUCUCAAUAAUAAUGUCCACUAUGUGUCCACUGUGUACAGCUCGUUUUUUGGAGUCACAUUUAUGAUUUCUAUGCUGCUGCUAUCUAUGAUUGUUCACGGGGUGGGGGCAGGGAUGCUGCUAAUGUGCCCCGUACCCAGGUCUUUGUGUACCUUCUUGUGUAUUUGUUUUUAAACUAUUUUGAUAACCAGAGACAGUGAUUAUUUUCCAGCUAACGGGGACUAGAACUACUACUUUAAUGAGAUAUUUUCAAUGGGGACUAUAUAGCUAUGGAGCACAGAUACACGGUACACAGAUGCCAACGGUCUUUAAUCUGCUACAUGCAAAAACAGGGAUGUUUCUGUAUCACUGGUUGUGCACUGACCAUCUGCCCAUCCCUUCAGUAAGAUGAAAGAAAAUUGAGAACAUUUUCAGUACUCCAUGAAAUGUAAUGUUCUAAAUGUUCUAGAUGGGUUUGCUGCGAACAGACCGAAGCAUUAUUACUGACUGGUUUAUUUUAAAUGCUCACUGUCCAAGCUUUUGAAUGUCGCCUACCUUUAUUCUGUUGAAUUAUUCCGGCAUGCCUGCUGCUUGCAUGCCCUUGCCUUUAUGAACUGCGCACAGUAGCUAUGAGCCUUUCUAGAACUAAAGAUACUAAUGAAAUCUUAUAUACCUUUAAAAAAAACAAUACAGAAGGAAUGUAUAUUUAUUGAAUAACUUGUUAAUGCACACCACUGAAUUGUCUGAUUGCUAAGUUUUUACUCUUAGUAAUAAAAACUCUUAGCUUUU